AACACCUGAACUUCUGCGGCGCACAGAGGAGCAGAAACAUUUUAUUUCUGGAUUUAAACAUGGACCACACGUUGCUCUGUGUGCUGAGCGUAUUGUUUUUGUGGGGAUCUGGACACGAGAAUCUGUGGUCAGCAGCAUCAAGGUCUGUACUGACUGUGUCUCCAUCAUGGCUGAGUUCUGGAGAAUCAGUGAACCUGAGCUGUGAGGUUAAAGAUUCAUCUGCAGGAUGGAGGUUCUACUGGUAUCAAGCUGUUCCUUAUUUAUCAAAGAAAAACUACAGAUAUGAUUCACUGCCAGGUAGCAUCAGUGGGACUGUAGAGAACUCCUUCAUCAUUCAUGGACAGAAACACACAGCAGGAUUUGCAUGUAGAGCUGGAAGAGGAAACCCAGAGGAUUUGACUCAUUACAGUGAACCAAAGUUUGUCUGGUCUGCAGAUCCUCAUCCAGCAGCUUCUCUCUCAGUGAGUCCUGACAGAGAGCAACACUUCACCUCUUUGUUUAAGUCUGUGACUCUGAACUGUGGAGGAAACUCUGCUAAGUGGAGAGUGGUGGAGUUUAGAGAAUCAGGUUCUUCUUCAUUUCUAUGCUCUACCUGGGGGACAAUGAGUGGAUCCUCAUGUACCAUUAACAGUCUCCAGUCCCAUAAAUCAGUGUACUGGUGUGAGUCUGGAUCAGGAGAGUUCAGCAAUGCAGUCAACAUCACCUUUCAAUAUGAAGAUCUUCUCCUGGUGAGCCCCGUCCAUCCUGUGACUGAAGGAGCUUCUGUUACUCUGGGCUGCAGACUGAGAGGAGAAAACCAACUUUCUAAUGUGUUUUUCUAUCACAAUGACAAACUGAUCCAAAGUGACAGCAGAGCAGAGCUGAAUAUCUCUGCAGUGUCUCAGUCAGAUGAAGGUUUCUACAAGUGUGAACAUUCAGGAAAAGUUUCACCUCAGAGCUGGAUGGUAGUUAAAGCUGUUUCAAGACGUGUCAGCUCUUCAUUUCCUGUGCUGUUGGUUGUCGGACCGGUUUGUGGAGUCGUCCUCGUUGUUCUCCUGCUGCUUCUGUGUCUCUUUGUAAAGUCCACAGCUACAUCUAACUUGAAUGACUCAGUGAGAAUCCCUGAAGAUCCUGUAAACGAUGCAAACGACGACCAACACGUCACCUACUCUCUCCUUGAACUUAAAAACUCCGGAAACAAGAGUCGCCAUUGUGAACCAGAGGAGGGCGCUGUUUAUUCUAAUGUGAGAGUAGGAUCUGCAGGAAGGUCCAGUCCAGCAGCAGCCGACGCAGCCGUUUACUCUGAAGUGAAAUCGACCUCUGGAUACUGAUAAUGCUGUUUGGACUGAAUGUUAGAUGGGUUUGUUAAAAAAUAUAUUCUCGACAUUUAAUUCAGAUUAAUAAGACAUGUAUUGAUAUGUGUUCAAUUGAGAAAUAGAUCAGAUAUAAAAGUACUUAAUUCAAGACUGGGUCAAGUCAACAAUGAUACUCCACAGAGCUAUAAUAUUCCAGAGUUAAACAAAAUGUAAUUUUCUCCUUGGCUGUUUGCAGACAAAAACACCAGGUAAGGUAAAAUGCGUUUAAGAUGAAAUCAAACAUAGUUUUUUGUUGUUGUUGUUUUCCUUUUGACUCAGAACAAGGUGAAUAAAUGCAUAAAAUUAAGAAAAUCAAACACAACGUAAAACGGAUUAGAUUUACAGGGUUUUUAAGUUGUUUGAUUUAACAAAUGGAGAGACUGAGGUUUACGUUCUGGAAGUGGCGUUAAGUGAACACAAGGCAACAAAAACAAAUCUACGUCACACCAGGGCCAAAAUAUUUAUAAGUGAAUGUCUUGGAGCUUGCCUAAGUCAAAAUGUAUUGAUUUGAUGCCUAUUUUAUUUCUUUAGCUGCAUGCUGUUCAGUGUUUUUGUUUUUUCCUCUUUUUGAGUGGGGGAGUUAUUGUGGUUGCACAAUAACUCCAGCAAACCUGAUUAUAUCAAGUUUGCUGAAAGAACAUAGAAGAUAAAGAGAGGAGUCUGUGUCCCAGAAUGUCAUGAAUUUCAGACUCUGUUACAUUAAAAAAAUAUAGUACUAGUG
Molecule: messenger RNA, 2055 nt
Organism: Xiphophorus maculatus (southern platyfish)
Lineage: Eukaryota; Metazoa; Chordata; Actinopteri; Cyprinodontiformes; Poeciliidae
Product: Fc receptor-like protein 5
Exons: 9
Coding region: 60-1310 (416 amino acids)
Biological process (GO): cell surface receptor signaling pathway
Molecular function (GO): transmembrane signaling receptor activity
Source: RefSeq, a predicted model, not a curated record